Molecule: messenger RNA, 2491 nt
Organism: Cryptotermes secundus
Lineage: Eukaryota; Metazoa; Arthropoda; Insecta; Blattodea; Kalotermitidae
Product: zinc finger protein 583
Exons: 6
Coding region: 555-1862 (435 amino acids)
Biological process (GO): regulation of transcription by RNA polymerase II
Molecular function (GO): DNA-binding transcription factor activity; RNA polymerase II cis-regulatory region sequence-specific DNA binding
Source: RefSeq, a predicted model, not a curated record
CGUCACCAACAAGUCGUCAUAGUAGAUGUGGUAGAUGUAGUAGCACUUCUUUAAAUGCUGCGUCUGUGGGGUAAUUUUGGCCCCAUUCGUUCCGUAAGUCCUGAACGGUCGGGAGUUUCUACGUAUUAAAUGACGCUAUAUGUGAUUUUCCGUUCCCUGUAAUCUUUGGCUUUGGACCACCCAACACUCGUAAAAUUUUACCUGUAUUUUGGAUCAAACUCGGAAGCUCGGAAGAAUGCUGGCAGUUAAGUCCGUCCUACAUUUGAAGUGACAACCUUAAGACCCUUAAGAUAAUCGUAAUUGACGGCGCUAAGAGCAAUGAAGACUAAAAUGAUUAUGCUGUAGGAAGCACGUAAAGGGAAGCCGUCGUGGUUUAUUUCCAAAUUCAAGUCCUGUAUUAACAUGGAUGGGCAAAGGAAGGUCAUGAAGGUCAUGAACAUCAUGAAACGCUUCCGCAAAGUGUUGGACCUGAGCAAUUGUUCUCAGUUAUAUACACUUGCAGAAUUAUGAAGCAAUAUCGCUUGGAUUCCUUUAAGUGAGUUUCUUACACUAUUAUGUGUGAACAAAAGAAUCUGCAGUCUCUCACAGCAAGAGUAGCAACAGAUAUAGCAAAAACAGUUGAGAAACUAUUUCCUGCUGUUGAAGAAGGCUUGUUUAUAAUUUUACAGCUGAACAUUGAUAUUAUCAAAGUAGAAAAUGAUGCUAUUCAAAAUGAAGAAGAUCCCAUUGGCAUGGUGACUGAAGAGGUUCACAUACCAUUACCAUUUUGUGUACAAGAGGCUGAGCCCAAGCCAAACAUAGACAUAAUCAAAGCAGAAAAUGCUGAUAUUCAAGGUCAAGUUCCCAUUAGCAUGGAAACUGAAGAGGUUUACUUACCAUCACCAUUCUCUGUGAAAAAGGUUGAACCCAAGAACUGCAAGGAUUUGCUGAAAGUUGAACCUGAUUUAUGUAGUGAAACAUGUGUAACAUCUCAUGAUGGAAACGAGGUCAUCGGUGUACAGGUUGAGGCCACAGAUGAACAACAUGAGGAGGAUCCUCUGCUAAUAUCAUUUCCAGUAAUAAAGCCUGAACAUGAGAUUAUUCCAAAUGAACAUCAGCUCAGACAUAUUGGGUGCCAUGAAUCUUUUACUCUUCAAACUGCAUUUAAGACUCAUGUGUGCAUGCAGAGUGAUCAUUCAUAUUUUUGUGAUAUGUGUAAUGAGCCAUUUAGUGAACAGAGUAACCUGAACAAACACAAACACAUACAUAAAGGUAAGCACCCAUUUGUCUGCGAUGUAUGUAACAAAUCAUUCAGUGAUAAGAGUCAUCUGAAGAAUCAUCAACGUAUACAUAGUGGUGAACGUCCAUUUGUCUGUGAUGUGUGUAAUAAGUCGUUCAUUCAGAAGAGUCAUCUGUAUACACACAAACGUGCACAUAGUGGGGAGCCUCUGCGUCCAUUUUCCUGUGGGGUAUGUAACAAAUCAUUCAGUUGUAAAAGUCACUUGAAGGAUCAUCUUCGCAUACAUAGUGGCGAGCAACCAUUUGUCUGUGAUGUAUGUAAUAAGUCAUUCAUUCAAAAGAGCAAUCUGCGUAUACAUGUACGUGUACAUAGUGGAGAGCGCCCAUUUUCCUGCGGACUGUGUAACAAAUCAUACAGCGAUAAAUGUCGUUUGAGGAGACAUCAGCGUGUACACACAGGGGAGUGUCACUAUUCAUGUGAUAUGUGUAAUAAAUCAUUUAUUCAGAAGUACACUCUGAAGAGACAUCAACGCAUACACAGUGGGGAGCGCCCAUAUUCCUGUGGUGAGUGUAAGAAAUCAUUUAGUGAACAGAGUAAGCUAAAAAGACAUCUUCAUAUACAUAAUGCAGAAAAACGUUCCUGAAAAAUGUCAUUGAAGAAUCAAACCAACCUAAACACCUGUCAGUGCACAGAUACUGGAGAGGGUUUAGAUUUGUGUGACAUGUGUACCAGAUCAAGUGGAAGCCACUUUGACCUGAUUGAACAUAGGGGAGAUUAUACAUAUUCCUACCAUUUAUAAGGAUAUGUUCAUGCAUAAUGUACACAAGAAUAUCUGGGGGAAUGAUGUGAAUAUAUUGUGAGUAUACACUAAUUAACAGGUUGCCAAAUUCCAAAUUCAAAAAUUCAUUUUUGCUCAGGGCUUUUACUCAUGUUUUAUUGACCAAACACUGUAAUUUUUUAAGUAAUGUAACUUGUAUGUUUAAAACUGAUGUAAUUCUGAGAUUCUGGUUAUGCAAGUAAUAUUGUAUAAUUUUGUAUUACAAUAAACGUGCACCACAACACAGGGCACUUCAAAUCAUUCAUUCACUCAUACUGUGUCUGCAAGUGAUUUACAGGAAUUGGCAAACAGGACAGUGGCCUCAGACAGGAUUUAAUUUUCAUCCCAGAUCUGAGAUAGAUUAGUUCCAUGUGAUUAAGUUGGUGCUGCUGAGAAGUACAUGUAUAAUUUAAGUGUUCUGUUUGUUAGUGGGUGUACAAACAAUAAGCUGUAAA